Canis lupus familiaris (dog) is the source of this 4180-nucleotide messenger RNA. It is a transcript of the gene STRIP1, whose product is annotated as striatin interacting protein 1. The record is from RefSeq and is a predicted model, not a curated record. Lineage: Eukaryota; Metazoa; Chordata; Mammalia; Carnivora; Canidae. Gene Ontology annotation, biological process: cytoskeleton organization. The transcript has 21 exons. Bases 16 to 2529 code for a protein of 837 amino acids. Gene Ontology annotation, cellular component: cytosol.
UGUGGAGCCGCCAAGAUGGAGCCGGCAGCCGGCGUUCCCGUCCCGCUGAUCAUGAACAACAAGCAGCCCCAGCCGCCGCCACCGCCGCCCCCCGCAGCCGCGCAGCCUCCCCCCGGGGCCCCGCGGGCCGGCGGGGGCCUCCUGCCCGGGGGCAAAGCCCGGGAGUUCAACCGCAACCAGCGCAAAGACUCGGAGGGCUAUUCUGAGUCGCCAGAUCUCGAGUUUGAAUAUGCUGACACAGACAAGUGGGCUGCAGAGCUCUCAGAGCUUUACAGCUACACGGAAGGGCCAGAAUUCCUGAUGAAUCGAAAAUGCUUUGAGGAGGACUUCCGGAUCCAUGUAACAGAUAAGAAAUGGACCGAGCUGGAUACUAACGAGCACCGUACCCAUGCUAUGAGGCUCCUGGAUGGCUUGGAAGUCACUGCCAGGGAGAAAAGACUCAAGGUGGCUCGAGCAAUUCUCUACGUUGCCCAAGGCACCUUUGGAGAGUGUAGCUCGGAGGCAGAGGUGCAGUCCUGGAUGCGCUACAACAUCUUUCUGCUCCUGGAGGUGGGCACGUUCAAUGCUUUGGUGGAACUUCUGAACAUGGAAAUAGACAAUAGUGCCGCCUGCAGCAGUGCAGUGAGGAAGCCGGCCAUCUCCUUGGCUGACAGCACAGACCUGAGGGUCCUGCUCAACAUCAUGUACCUGAUUGUGGAGACCGUUCACCAGGAAUGUGAGGGCGAUAAGGCUGAGUGGAGGACCAUACGACAGACCUUCAGGGCUGAGCUGGGUUCCCCCCUGUACAACAAUGAACCAUUUGCCAUCAUGCUGUUUGGGAUGGUGACCAAAUUUUGCAGCGGCCAUGCCCCUCACUUCCCCAUGAAGAAAGUUCUCUUGCUGCUCUGGAAGACAGUGUUGUGCACACUGGGUGGCUUUGAGGAGCUGCAGAGCAUGAAGGCUGAGAAGCGGACCAUCCUGGGCCUCCCUCCGUUGCCUGAGGACAGCAUCAAGGUGAUCCGUAACAUGAGGGCUGCCUCUCCGCCGGCGUCUGCCUCAGACUUGAUUGAGCAGCAGCAAAAGCGGGGCCGUCGGGAGCACAAGGCGCUGAUAAAACAGGACAACUUGGACGCCUUCAACGAGCGGGAUCCCUACAAGGCUGAUGACUCUCGAGAAGAGGAAGAGGAGAAUGAUGAUGACAACAGUCUGGAGGGGGAGACAUUCCCCCUUGAACGGGAUGAAGUGAUGCCUCCCCCACUGCAGCACCCACAGACUGACAGGCUCACCUGCCCAAAGGGGCUUCCAUGGGCUCCCAAGGUCAGAGAGAAAGACAUUGAGAUGUUCCUCGAGUCCAGCCGUAGCAAGUUUAUAGGUUACACUUUAGGCAGUGACACCAACACAGUGGUGGGGCUGCCCAGGCCAAUCCAUGAGAGCAUCAAGACUCUGAAACAGCACAAGUACACAUCGAUUGCAGAGGUCCAGGCGCAGAUGGAGGAGGAGUACCUUCGCUCUCCUCUCUCAGGGGGAGAAGAGGAAGUUGAGCAAGUACCUGCAGAAACCCUCUACCAAGGCUUGCUUCCCAGCCUGCCUCAGUACAUGAUCGCACUGCUGAAGAUCUUGCUGGCUGCAGCCCCCACCUCAAAGGCCAAAACAGACUCAAUCAACAUCUUAGCCGAUGUCCUGCCUGAGGAAAUGCCCACCACAGUGUUGCAGAGCAUGAAGCUGGGGGUGGACGUGAACCGCCACAAAGAGGUCAUUGUUAAGGCCAUUUCUGCUGUCCUGCUGUUGCUACUCAAGCAUUUUAAGUUGAACCACGUCUACCAGUUUGAAUACAUGGCCCAGCACCUGGUGUUUGCCAACUGCAUCCCUCUGAUCCUAAAGUUCUUCAAUCAAAACAUCAUGUCCUACAUCACCGCCAAGAACAGCAUUUCUGUCCUGGAUUACCCUCACUGCGUGGUGCAUGAGCUACCAGAGCUGACCGCUGAGAGUCUGGAGGCGGGUGACAAUAACCAGUUUUGCUGGAGGAACCUCUUUUCUUGUAUCAAUCUGCUUCGGAUCUUGAACAAGCUGACAAAAUGGAAGCAUUCGAGGACCAUGAUGCUGGUGGUGUUCAAGUCGGCCCCCAUCCUGAAGCGGGCCCUGAAGGUGAAGCAGGCCAUGAUGCAGCUCUACGUGCUGAAGCUGCUUAAGGUGCAGACCAAGUACCUGGGACGGCAGUGGCGGAAGAGCAACAUGAAGACCAUGUCUGCCAUCUACCAGAAGGUGCGGCAUCGGCUGAACGAUGACUGGGCGUACGGCAACGAUCUUGAUGCCCGGCCUUGGGACUUCCAAGCAGAGGAAUGUGCCCUCCGUGCCAAUAUUGAACGCUUCAACGCCCGGCGGUAUGACCGGGCCCAUAGCAACCCGGACUUCCUACCUGUGGACAACUGCCUGCAGAGUGUCCUGGGCCAGCGGGUGGACCUCCCCGAGGACUUCCAGAUGAACUAUGACCUCUGGUUAGAAAGGGAGGUCUUCUCCAAGCCCAUUUCCUGGGAGGAGCUGCUGCAGUGAGGCUCCUGGGCCAGGGUACUGAGAAGGAAAGAAGGGGUGACCUGGAGGUGCCCCAGAGGCUGUCCUGGUUCAUUGCUGCAGUGCUCCCACAUCCCUCCAGGUGGCAGCACAGCCCCACCAUGCCCUGCCCUUGGUCCAGCUGGGUUUGUGAGGGAGGCCAGAUUUGGCCCCUCUUUGAUUGCCAGCGUCCUGCCCAGAGAGCCAUCUGCUCUCUGCUUGGGAUCCUCUUUUCCUCCACUCCUUCCCACUUUCUUCUCUUGGACACGGUUGGUUGCAGCUCAUUUCUUUCAGCCCAAGGCUGGGAAAAGCUGGGAUGGGCUGGGAAGCCAUUGCAUCUGAAUUGCAGGGGUCAUGCUGACUCUUCCCAAGACACAAAUCCUUGGCGUGUCAGCUUGCCAAGGAGGAAGACCAGGGCCAGAACGUCAGAAUCUUGGUUUUGCUUUGAGGGGUUUCUCAUGUCAUUCCAGCUUCCUGCUAAGUUUCAUCCAGAAGCAAUUGCAGAGGCUCCUACAGAUGUUUCAGUGCUUUGAUUUUGGACAGGCUUAGGGUUUAGGAAGAGAAGCUUCCCUUAACCAGGGGUGCCAUUUUUCCUCUUGGUUUGCAAGGGUCUGUAAAUACCUAUAUAUAAAUUUCUGUGUAUUCUCUUGUGUCACAUUGGGGUUUUUAAUGUGUUUGUGUAUUCUGUUUACAUUAAAAGGAAGCAGAACCAAUCCCCAUUGCCGUGUCUGCAGGAAACAUGGCUCCUGAAUAUCUCCUCAGAUCUAGAAAGUGGGUUUUCUUGCCAGCAUUGAUAGGUCACCCACUUGUUCCCCGUCAGGCUGCAUGCCUUUCCCACCUGAGGGGGAGAAGCAAGGGGAGUUGGCGCUUAUCCAGAGUCUUUUCCCCCCUACAUCAAUCUGGAAUAGCUCCAGCCCAGCUCCAGGGCUCCUGUACCCCUGGGUGUGAUGUAAUUGAAGUAGAAGCCCCAGGCAUCUCUGGAUCGCACUCCCGAGUUGGCCUCCACCAGCCCAAUUUCAGUGCUAGGGAGGGAGGGGUGGUUGGCUGCUCUGGGCCCUCGUGAGAGUAGGUGGUUGGGACUGAGAGGACCUCUGUGCCCAGGGCUUAAGGAAGCAGCCCCUCAGGAGUCAGCUUCACAGCGGGGAGGAGUGUGUCGGGGGUGGGGGGCCCAGGAGUCCACAUCGCUGGGAAAGAGGCAAGGAAACUCUCUAUGGUAGGUGUCCAUUUGGGGCCUCCUGGAGUCUGCCCCUGGCCUUCUGAUCCCUGGACACAUCUGCUUCCGCCUCGUUCCAUCUUGAGGUUCUGUAUGAUAGGACUGUUCUCUUUCAAGAAUUACUUGAAGGUCCCUUAUCUUAACCUGUAGGCUAUGUGUACGGAGUCUUAAGUAUCUGAAGGGUCUUGACGUACAAAGGAAAUGUAUUCUGGGGACAGGCUCCCUUUUGUUUGUUCAGUGCCUUCCUGGCCUGGGUUUUGGCUGAGCCUCAGUGCAGGCCCCAAGCUGGGCUUCUGGGACACGCUUGCAUGGUUUGCAGCAGCAGGGGCGAGGCCAGCACUGUACCUUUUCUGCAAGUCACACAGCCUCUGAGGUGGGGCGUCUCUGUGACUGACUUUUUGUCUCAUGGUAACUUGCACCAGAUGAGAGAACUUGACACAA